Molecule: messenger RNA, 653 nt
Organism: Phalaenopsis equestris
Lineage: Eukaryota; Viridiplantae; Streptophyta; Magnoliopsida; Asparagales; Orchidaceae
Exons: 2
Coding region: 117-638 (173 amino acids)
Source: RefSeq, a predicted model, not a curated record
CAGUAGACCAAGCAGAUCAACUGUUCCUAUGCGGACAUCUCCCCCAGACUUCUCCAUCUCUUCCUCUAUAUAUAAAACGAUAUCGCCAUGAAAGCAGACCAAGAGAAAACACAGAGAUGGAAGGAAAGUGUAAGCACUGGGGCCAUAAGGAGACGAGAGGGGUAUGUCCCUAUUGCCUGAAAGAAAAACUGGAACAACUCACCAUGGCUUCCUCCAUGGCUUCAUCGACCACCAUUCUAUCUUCCUCCACGGCUUCAUCAGCAGCUUGCUCUUCUUAUAAAUCAUCUUCUUUCGACGCGUCUCCGAGAAACAGACAUCACAGUAAGAAGACUCUGCUGUAUUUGUUUAAGGGAGGAAAGGAGGAGCCUCUGAGGAGGAGCAGUUCGCUGGCGUUUCCCAUCGGAGAAGGAAAGGAGAGGAAGGAGGAGGAGGAGCAGGAGAAGAAGAUUAAGAGGAGAAGUGUGAGAUCUGGGAGCAUGUUUUGGGCGAAGUUCGUGUCCGCAGGAGAGGGAAGAAGGAAGGAGAGGAAAUUGGAAGGGCUUUAUCAUUCAAAGACGGCCAAGGAGAAGCCUUCUUCCAGAUGGCCUAUCUUCGUUCAGAAGAAUUUAAAUAAGAUAUAUGGCUCAUAUAGCAAAUAAAAAACAAAUGUUGGA